Messenger RNA from Notodromas monacha, 1845 nucleotides. The record is from the annotation of a GenBank genome assembly. NCBI's taxonomy places the organism in Eukaryota, Metazoa, Arthropoda, Ostracoda, Podocopida, Cyprididae.
AUUUUGACAGAGAAGCCACACUUGGCAGGAACUCCCCAGGACAAGGAACAAGCAGAUUGGGUCAGCUCACAAUGGAAGCUUUUUGGAUUGGAUUCAGUCAAAACCAUUCCCUACAAUGUUCUCCUUUCUUAUCCAAGGAUGGACAAGCCAAACAAGAUCCACGUGAUAGAUUCCAGUGGCUCUGAAAUCUACUCAACCAAGGGCAGACAAGACCCAUUGUGGGCAGAAGAAGAAAGUUCGCCGCUGGUGAGGCCCAACUUCAACGCCUACUCCCAGCCUGGGUCGCCUCAGGGUGACCUCGUCUACGCCAACUACGGUCGCAGGGAAGACUAUGAUAAACUCAAAGAACUGGGCAUCUCCACCGAGGGCAAAAUCCUGCUGGUCAAGUACGGAAAGAUCUUCAGAGGCAACAUCGUGUCAUUUGCUGAGGAAUUUGGGGCAAUAGGAGUGGUGUGUUUCUCUGACCCAGCUGACCUGGCUAUGCAAGGUCGGGACUUUGUGUACCCAUUCUCUGUUUGGAUGCCAGGAAUGGCAGUGGAGAGUGGCACAGCACAGUUCGCUGAGCAGAAUGGAGCAGUUGGUGUAGUGUUGUUCAGUGACCCAAAGGACUUUGCCAAGCAGGGCAGGGAGUUGGUGUAUCCAAGGACAGUGUUUAUGCCAGGGAUGGCUGUGCAGUCUGGUACUGUUUGGCUGGCUGAUGGGGAUCCCAUCACCCCCUUUUAUCCAUCCAUUGAAAGCGCAUUCAGAGAAGACCAAGACAAGGUGGGACUGCCCAAGAUCCCAGUGCAGCCCAUUGGUUAUGAUGAAGCAGAGGAAUUGCUCAAGCGGAUGACAGGUCCUGAUGCGCCCUCAGAUUGGCAAGGAGACCUCUCAGUGACCUACAAACUAGGUCCUGGAUUUUCCAACAAUGAAAAGAUCAAGAUGGAGGUUUACACAGAAAACACAAUGGCCACCACUUACAAUGUUGUGGGGAUCUUGAGAGGAUCUGUGGAACCAGACAGAUAUGUAGUCCUUGGGAACCACAGGGAUGCUUGGAUCUUGGGCUCUGUGGAUCCUUCCAGUGGAACAGCAGCCAUGUUGGAACUUGCAAGAGCUUUUGGGAAACUCAAAGAAGACCAGGGAUGGAGGCCAAGAAGGUCCAUUGUUUUCUGCAGUUGGGGAGCAGAAGAAUAUGGACUUAUUGGGUCUGUGGAGUGGACAGAGGAAAAUGCCAAAAUGUUGUCAAGUGGAGGAGUGGUUUAUCUGAAUGUAGACAUGGCUCUUGAUGGAAACUUUUCAAUGCGUGCCCUGGGGGCUCCUAUAGCCUACCAAAGCAUAUUUGAUGCUGCCAAAAUUGUGCCAAAUCCAAAUCCUGAAGAAAUCAGUGCAGGGAGGUCAACAGUUUUUGACACCUGGUUGCACAACAAUCCAUCUGACUAUGACCCCAAUUUGCCAAGGGUGAGGAGUGUUGGCUCUGGGAGUGACUACAAGGGGUUCAUGCACAACCUGGGGAUCCCCUCAGUGGAUGUCAGAUACUCAUAUGCAGCUGACAUAGGGUCAUAUCCCUUGUACCACACCUUGUAUGAAUCCUUCAACCUGGUGGAUUUGCUGAUGGACCAAGGAUUUCACUACAGCAAAGCAGUGACACAAGUCUGGGGAGAAUUGGCCAGGUCCUUUGCAGACUCUGCCGUCAUUCCCUUCAAGGUUCAAGACUAUGCAAGGCUCAUGGGCCAGCGAUUUAAUGAACUUCUCGCCGAGCAAAGUACCCGCGCAACUCAGCUCGUAGAAGGGCUUCAGUCGAACCCCAAAGGGUUCUCUGGUUCGAUCCAAGAACCCCUUCACCGUUGCCGCAUUCCGAGGGUUGAU